Molecule: messenger RNA, 651 nt
Organism: Cylindrotheca closterium
Lineage: Eukaryota; Bacillariophyta; Bacillariophyceae; Bacillariales; Bacillariaceae
Source: the annotation of a GenBank genome assembly
AUGUCAACUCCUGUCGUUACUGAUCAAUGGGCUGGUAACUUUGAUUGCGAAGGCCCCUGUCGUCGGAAACGACUCAUGGCCGAAGAAUUCUCCAAGAAAGCAUUGGAACGACACCGCAACCAAAUUCGACAACCACAAAACAAGCCGAUAAUCCUUCGGUGCAAGCAGUGCAUUGCUGAGGCCGAACGGUUGGAGCGAGAGGCAUCAGCCAAGAAGAAGGCACAAACUCAAGCAAAUGGAACUGGUGGCUCGAGUGAGAAAGAAGAGAGUCGCAAAUGCGGAUCCUGUGGCAAAGUCUUACCUCAAUCGGCAUUCAACCGAAACCAAUGGUCCAAAGGUGAAGGAAAAUCACGCUGUCGGCAGUGUGUUGAAGAGUCCAUAAAACAGGAAGCCCAACAACAAUCUCAAUCCAAAACUGAUCAGAUUGCGGCCGCCAAACUAAAGGUGGAACAAGCCAGGAAGUCAAAAUCAGCAUCGGCAAUUUUGGCAGCAGAAUCAGAAUUGGCCGCAUUGGAAGCUGAAAAAGUGACGGGGUUGAAACCAGUGCGCAUGGGAACAGGAGGGGGGAGAGGAGGAGGAAAGAAGCAGCCAUGGAGACGAGGCGGUGGUGGUGGAGGUCGUGGAAAAGGAGGACGGGGAGGCAAGCAAUGA